CAAGAGGCACCGUGACAGCCUUCUCUCCUUUUGAUGCCAGAGCUGAUGCAGAAGCUCUUCGUAAGGCCAUGAAGGGAAUGGGGACCGAUGAAGAAACUGUUCUGAAGAUCCUUACCAGCAGAAACAAUGCUCAGCGUCAAGAAAUAGCGUCUGCCUUUAAAACCUUAUUUGGCAGGGAUCUUGUAGAUGACCUGAAAUCAGAACUUACCGGCAAAUUUGAAACGUUGAUGGUAUCUUUGAUGAGACCAACUUAUAUUUUUGAUGCUCAUGCGCUGAAGCAUGCCAUCAAGGGAGCAGGAACCAAUGAGAAAGUGUUGACUGAAAUUCUUGCCUCGAGAACACCUGAGGAAGUACGGCACAUUAAACAGGUUUAUCUGCAAGAGUAUGAGGCCAACUUGGAGGAUAAGAUCACAGGAGAAACAUCAGGCCAUUUUCAGCGGCUGCUGGUGGUCCUGCUGCAGGCGAAUAGAGAUCCUGAUGGCAGAGUUGAUGAGGGUCUUGUUGAGCAGGAUGCUCAGGUUUUGUUUAGAGCUGGGGAGCUGAAAUGGGGAACAGAUGAAGAAAAGUUCAUCACCAUCUUGGGAACCCGAAGCGUUUCCCAUUUAAGGAGGGUGUUUGACAAAUACAUGACUAUUUCUGGCUUUCAAAUUGAAGAGACCAUUGACCGUGAAACCUCUGGUGAUUUGGAGAAGCUGCUUUUGGCAGUUGUGAAAUGCAUCCGAAGCGUGCCUGCCUAUUUUGCUGAGACUUUGUAUUAUUCCAUGAAGGGGGCUGGCACUGAUGAUGAUACCUUGAUCAGGGUCAUGGUUUCAAGAAGUGAAAUUGAUCUGUUGGAUAUUAGACGAGAAUUAAGAAAGAAUUUUGCAAAAUCAUUGCAUCAAAUGAUUCAGAAAGAUACAUCUGGGGACUACAGGAAAGCACUCCUGCUCCUCUGUGGUGGAGAUGAUGAGUAAUGGUGACAGUGACACAAAGGAUUUGUACUCCAGCUUUGCAGCCCUUUAGUUAGCAUGUCUAGCUAAGUUUUUGUAUCUUAAUGCUUUGUGGCUGUUUAAAUUUAUACUAGUAUUGCACUUAUUGAGCGUAUUGUUAUCCAAGCGAUAGCUGGUCCCUCCUCUUCCUGAUAUCCCAACUUCCAGGAAUUCAAGUGCCUUCUGUGAGUAUGGAAGAUGCGUACUGAGCACAGAACCCAGUUCUUUGCAAGUGUUUUGCUGAAAU
This is a messenger RNA of Charadrius vociferus (killdeer), 1215 nucleotides long. It is a transcript of the gene ANXA5, whose product is annotated as annexin A5. The record is from RefSeq and is a predicted model, not a curated record. Gene Ontology annotation, molecular function: calcium-dependent phospholipid binding; calcium ion binding. The transcript has 11 exons. Gene Ontology annotation, cellular component: cytoplasm. Gene Ontology annotation, biological process: negative regulation of coagulation. Bases 69 to 953 code for a protein of 294 amino acids. Lineage: Eukaryota; Metazoa; Chordata; Aves; Charadriiformes; Charadriidae.